AAUCCAACAGUAAGUUGGGCUGCGUUCGAGCGCGUGAACAGCUCAAUACUUUUUGCAAUUUUUUUUUAAAUUUCUGAACGGACUAUACAAUAUACUAUACACUAUAUAAAAGUAGUUACUAAAGUGUCUUUAACAUUAACAGUGUGAUCAAGUGUGAUGACUGAAAAACGUGGUAUAAAGCGUGAAGAUAAAAAUUACGGUAGUAUUGUGACUGAAAUAAAACUUGAGACGAAUUUCACUUCAUUGUCAGUUGUGAAGUGACAAACUGAAGAUGAGGCUUUACAUAGCAGCGAUAGCAGGGAACCUGGGUAUGAUAUCGGUUGGCCUAUUUUUUGGAUGGGCCUCUCCAUCCUUGCCACUAUUGGCCCAGGAUGAUUCCCCAGUAAAAUUGACUUCAAGUGAGGCUUCUUGGGUGGCUUCCUUAUUCAACAUUGGAGCCUCUGCAGGGUCAAUAAUUUCAUCAUUUAUGGUAAACAAAUACGGAAGAAAAAUCACAAUGCUCUUCUCUGCUCUGCCAUCGAUUAUUGGAUGGCUUUUGAUAGCAUUUGCUGUCACGCCCUGGCAACUUUACGUGUCGAGAAUUAUAUGUGGAAUCGCAGCUGGAACAUCAUAUGCAACAACGCCAGCUUACUUAGGUGAAAUAUCGCCGCCCGAUGUCCGGGGAAUUUUAGGGUCAAUGUUGACAGUGGCUGCCAAAAUUGGAAUGCUUUUAGAAUAUUCCGUUGGACCUUUUGUUUCUGUAAAAAAUUUGGCUUUCAUUUCAUUGUCAAUGCCAAUUCUUUUUGUGAUUAUUUUUGUCUGGCUGCCGGAAACUCCAUACCAAUUAAUGCGCCGAGGCGAACGAAAAGAAGCGGAGGAUUCUUUGUUAUCACUGAGGGGGAAAAAAGAUAUUGGGGAAGAGAUGAAAAUUAUUGAAGAAUCAGUCAAGGCAGACUUGGAAAAUGGUACGGGAUUGAAGGACAUUCUCUGCGUUUCUGGAAAUCGAAGAGCGCUUAUAACUUGUCUGGGACUAUUGUUAAUUCAACAAAUGUCAGGAAGUCAAGCCGUCGCAGCUUACGCCCAGAAAAUUUAUGAUGCAGCUGAUAGUGGAUUGGAGGGAAAAUACCUGACAAUGAUGCUAGGAAGUAUACAAAUAAUUACAACCAUUUUUUCUGGGGCAAUUACUGAUCGAGCAGGUCGAAGACCUUUGUUGAUGAUAUCUUCAGUUGGGUGUGCUUUUUCGACUGGGUUAGUUGCCCUUUAUUUUCAUUUAGAAUAUUUAGAACUAGAAACAAUCGAUGUUAGCGGACAUGGUUGGGUCGCAGCAUGUGGUAUGACAAUGUAUAUUAUUCUCUAUUCAGUUGGAUUGUCUGCGUUGCCAUUUGCAAUGAUUGGGGAGCUGUUUCCGACGAAUGUUAAAGCUCUCGCGAGCACACUCUGUAUUUUUUUUCUCAAUUUUCUUUCUUUCCUUGUCAUCAAAACUUAUCAGAUACUAAAUGACUAUGCUGGAACACACACCGCCUUCUGGUUGUACACUGGAUGCUCUCUCGUGGGAACUGUAUUCAUUUAUCUUUAUGUUUCCGAGACGAACGGAAAGACACUUCAGGAUAUACAAGAAGAGCUGCAUUCUACUAAAGAUAAUGUUAAUAAAACCAAAGCAUAAAGUAGAGCAUUCUGCAUAGUAGAAAUAUUAUUUUAAUGUUUAAAAAUGUACCUUCAAGCGGGGCAACUUGGGACAUGUCGGGUAAAUUGGGACACCCCUGAAUUCCCUAAAUUAUGAGGAUAAAUUGAAAGCCCGCAAAGCAGAACCGAAGGAGCGCUCGAGCAGUAGCCAAGAAUGGGGAUAAUGCGCACAAAACGCGACCAAAGAGAGUGCUUUUUAAAACUAUUCGUGCGAGCCCUGAAGAUAAAUUUGAAGGUAGUGUAAAUACUUUCAUAUUGUAGUGUAUUUUUGCCAGUGCUCGAGCAAAUAGUAUUGAAUCUAUCAUUCCAAUACCUUUUUCAAUAUUUUACUUAAUACUCACUUCCAAUGGGCAAUCCACGACUCGGACUUAUACCUGACUCAGCACGAGAUCGUAAAAUGCUAUGUAAUGUUACUGGCAAAGAAAUUGAACCAAUUUUUCAAAAAAAAUUACAUUAAACUUUGAAUAAUUGCACAAGCAGCGAAUUUCUUUAUGCCGGUUUUUUAUUACAAUCACAUUUUUCAUAAAAUGUCACUGAUAAACCAAUUGUAACAAAUUGCCGAAAAAAUCACCUCAAAUUUUUCAAAACUGCCCAAACUCUGCAUUUAUAUAUAACACUAGAAAUAUUCCAUUUAUUUUGUUAAUGCUUGCACAUCUGGUCCUAAAACAGGUGUGAGGACGAGUCGUGGACUGCCCAGUUUCAAUACCUCUCUUUAAUAAGAGAUCGUACCCAAAAACAGAGAAACGAUUAGAAAACUUAAUUUUGUCUGAAGUCUUAGUGAAUCCUCAAUCUUAAUUGGUUGUUAACAAUAACAGCUGAUUUUCCUAGAAUUUUAAAUUUAACGUUUUAUUUAUUUACUGAACAUCUCUUUCACGGAUAUUUCUUACAAUUAAAUUAGUUUAAAGUGGAAAUGAAUAGCAGAAUUUUAGACUAGAAAUCACUGGAAAUAUAAACGGGAAAUGAUCGGAAAUUUUGUUCAAUGAUCGGCCGAUUUACACUAAAACUGGUAAAUUAGUAUCUAUCUGAAAUUGCAAGUAGAUAUUUUUUUAAUCAAAGAGAGAAACAAAGAUUCAUGUUUUAGAAUAAAAAUAUAAAAACUGUAAUUAUGAUUUGGAACAGUAGAAUUUGAAGUGAUAUCUGCAAUUAUAAAUUCUGAGUUAUACUUGGAUUUAUUGGAAUUUAUUGACUGAUUAAGGAUAAUGAUGAAUUAUGCAUUUGUAAGAAUGAUUUAUGAAAUCGAGGAAAUUACGAGUAUUAUUAUGCUUUAUUAUAACGAAUUUGAAGGCAAACUGAAGGCAAACUUUUUAAAAAAAUAUUUCUGAUUAGGAUUGAUUAUUCAACAAUAGUUUAUUAAGUUAAAUACAAAUAAAAUGUGUAAUUUGAACCUGGGAGAGUGCAUUUUCGAGAAAAAUUAUAAUCUUGUGUUGGAACAGGAAAUUUUUCCCAAUCGAUAAUAUGUAAUUCUAAAUUGUAUCAGAGAAUUUGCGAAAAAUUUAUGAUUCAGAUCUAGAACAAGGAAUUUUGUAAAAGAAUUAUAAUUCUGACUUGAAAUAGUGCAUUGUAUAAAAGAAUGAUAGUUUUGAUUUGGAAAGAAAAAUUUUCAAAGAGAAUAAUGAUUUGGAUUUAGAUCAGGAAAUUUGUUAAAAGAAGUGUUAUUGUGACUUGAAAGAGAAUUUUCCAAAAGAAUUACAAUUUUUUCUUUACACGAAGAAUUUUUUAAAAUAUUUAAAAUUAUUAUUUGAAACAACCAAUUAAAAAAAAAUGUGGAGUUGGAACAGGACAUUUUCCGAAACAAUUAUAUGAAAUUCUGAAUUGGAUCAGAGAAUUUUCGUGAAAAAUUAUAAUUCAUACAUGGAACAAGGAAUUUUCUAAAAGAAUCAGAAUUCUGCAUUGAAAAAGGUAAUUCUCUAUUAAAAUUAUACUUUUGACUUGAAACAGGAUAUUUUCCAAAAGAACUAUAAUAUUGACUUGGAACAUGGAAUUUUCGAUAAGAAUUAUGAUUCUGAUUUAGAACAGGAAAUUUUCCAAUAGAAGUAUAAUUGUGACUUGAAAGAGAAAAUUAUCCAAAAGAAUUACAAUUUUUUCUUUACACUAGAAUUUUUCUGAAAUACUUACAAUUAUUAUUUAAAGCAAUUAAUUUAGCAUAAAAAUAAGUUUUAUAGUUGGAACAGAACAUUUUCGGAAGCAACUAUAUGGAAUUCUAAAGAGGAUCAGAAAAUUUCAGUAAUAAAUUAUAAUUCAGAUGUGAAACCAGUCAUUUCCUAAAAGAAUAAAUUUUUUACUUGAAAAAGGAAAUUUUCUGUAAAAAUUAUAAUUGUCACUUG
Molecule: messenger RNA, 3986 nt
Organism: Belonocnema kinseyi
Lineage: Eukaryota; Metazoa; Arthropoda; Insecta; Hymenoptera; Cynipidae
Product: facilitated trehalose transporter Tret1-like
Exons: 4
Coding region: 272-1642 (456 amino acids)
Biological process (GO): transmembrane transport; carbohydrate transport
Cellular component (GO): membrane
Molecular function (GO): sugar transmembrane transporter activity
Source: RefSeq, a predicted model, not a curated record